CUUAAGGUGUAGGGGGGGACCAUUUUGCGGACGUACACGACAUAACCGGAAGUAUACGGGAAAUUGUUUUAGCAUGUUGCACUUAUAGCGUAAAUUUCUUGGGUUAUAGUUGAUGUGAGCUCAUUUUAAGAUCGAGGUGAUUAUUCGUGAUUAGUCGCUGAUCGUGAUGGAAAACAGGAGAAGAGACAAAAGGUCUCCUGUUCGCGAUGGCAAGAUAAAAAUUAAACAGGAAAAGCUCAGUCCUGCUAGGCCUCAGAGAUCACGCCGCUCGAGUUCGGGCUCCAACCGCAGCAGCACGAGUCCUCCGCCGAGGAGACGGGAGCACAGAUCGCCCAUCAGGGAAAAGGACAAAUCUCCUGGAAGAAGAGAGCGCUUGUCAGGUCGACACGGGGACAGACCAGCCCGGGACAGGAGGAGUCGGAGUCCACACCACGGAGCUGAUAAUAGGAUAAAGCGGGAAAAAGAGGACCGUAAUGAAAGGGGAAAUAAGGUAGAUGAGCGACGUGUUAAAAGGGAAGAACAGCGGCAUCACCAGCGAGAUCGUGAAAGAGGCCCGGAGCGGCACAGAGACGGGUCUCGGGAGCAGGAUUCACAUCUGUAUCAGCAGCAGCAAGCGGAAAGGGAGCGGCAUGACGAGCGUCGCCGAGAAAACCGUCAGAGGCAGGAGGCAAGAGAUGGAAAUGAGACACAAGCCUUUGGUGGUGGAGAGGAAGAGGAGGAGGAGGAGGCUCCUACUGCUGACAAAGAGAAGCCCAACUUUGAACUCUCGGGAGCUCUGGUGGAAGAUACCAACACGUACAGAGGGGUGGUUAUUAAGUAUAACGAGCCUCCUGAGGCCAGAAUCCCUAAAAGGAGGUGGAGAUUGUACCCCUUCAAAAAUGACGAACCGCUUCCGGUGAUGUACAUCCACAGGCAGAGUGCUUACCUGCUGGGAAGGCAAAGGAAGAUAGCCGACAUACCUAUUGACCACCCCUCCUGUUCCAAACAGCAUGCUGUAUUCCAGUACAGGUUAGUGGAGUUCACACGAGCCGACGGAACCACAGGCAGGAGAGUGAAGCCCUACAUUAUCGACCUGGGUUCAGGUAACGGCACGUACCUGAACAAUCAGCGUAUAGAGCCACAGCGCUACUACGAACUCAAGGAGAAAGACGUGCUGAAAUUUGGCUUCAGUAGUCGCGAGUACGUGCUCCUGCACGAGUUUUCUGACACAGCAGAGGUCGACGCUAAGAAGGAUGAGGAUGAUGAGGAGGAGGAUGAAGGUCUUGAUGAAUAGUCAGUGCUCAGAUUACCAAAGUACAUUUGUUUUAAUAGACUUUUACAAAGAGCACUGACUGUACAGUCUCGAUCGCUGUGAUAAACCCAGAUGUCAAUGGGUUUUUAUGGUUUUGAUGUGACCAUUGUUUUAUGAAUGAGGUUUAUCAAGAAACGCAGUGAUGGGCUUCGACCUGACUGCUUUCUGUGUAUAAAUCAUUCUCAGGUGGACAGCAUAAGCAUCAUAUCAGACGGCUUUGUAUUGUCUGGUACUGCCCGGUGUAGUCCCUUUAUCCCAAGUGCUCAAUGCCAGAACAAAAUAUAUAUUUUUUUGGAUUAUUUGUCAGUGAACGUCUAAAUUCUGUAAAUAUCCUGGAUGUCAUCAUUGUUAUUAUUUUAGUUGGUAAUUUUUAACAAUUAUGAAAAUGGCUAUUUCUAGUUUGUAGACAUUCUUGUAUUUUUUCUUUUUUUCCAUUUUUCUUUUUUUUUUUUUGCUAAAUGUUGCAUACUAGUGAGAUUUGUUUUCAUUAUUGUUCUACUCCAAAGUAAUUACAUUUCUUUCUUUAAAAUAUUGAGUUGCAUAAUACUCUGUAUGUGGUUUAGUUGUUUUCUAUUGUAAAAUAAAACCAGGGAAGAAUGUGUGUAUUA
Pangasianodon hypophthalmus (striped catfish) is the source of this 1899-nucleotide messenger RNA. It is a transcript of the gene snip1, whose product is annotated as Smad nuclear interacting protein. NCBI's taxonomy places the organism in Eukaryota, Metazoa, Chordata, Actinopteri, Siluriformes, Pangasiidae. Gene Ontology annotation, cellular component: nucleus. Gene Ontology annotation, molecular function: mRNA binding; protein binding. The transcript has 4 exons. The record is from RefSeq and is a predicted model, not a curated record. The coding region runs from base 167 to 1273 and encodes 368 amino acids. Gene Ontology annotation, biological process: miRNA processing.